AGACACAUUGUAGGAGUUAUUUAACUCCAGGAGGUGUCAGUAGAGCACAAUGCGGAUGCCAGCUACUGUACAGCUUCAAAGAACAAGAACCAGAAGGAACCUUUCUCGUGCAGUUAAGACGUGUACGGAGCUCUUGACGGGUACACACAUUAAUGCUGUUAAUGCUAGCAGGAGGUGCAGCUAAGUUAGCCUCACCGGCUGACACUAGUUCACAUUGUUUAUCUCACUAGUUUACUGUCAAUGCAAUUCACUUAACGGCUGAGGAGCUGCGUGACAGUGAGGUGCUUUCUACGUGCCACUGUUUGGUGAAACAUUCAUGCGGCUGAGGUGCUAAAGAAAUGAGAGGAGGAGUGUGUGUCGUCUGACUCCGCUCUCGGAUCGCCAUGGAGAAGCCCUGGAGGCUGUGGGGGGCGAUCGAGCGUUGCACCCUGACUCUGGCCUCCUGGUCCUGGGGUGCUUGUCGAGUCUCUCUUUUGGCCCUCAUCCUCACCUUCCACCUGUAUGGGGGAUUCUUCCUCCUGGCUCUUAUCCUGGCCUCUGUGGCAGGCAUUCUCUACAAGUUUCAGGACGUGCUCCUCUAUUUCCCCGACCAGCCCCCCUCCUCUCGCCUUUAUGUUCCCAUGCCAACGGGAAUCCCCCAUGAAAACGUGUACAUUCGCACCAAGGACGGUGUGAAGCUUAACCUCAUCCUGCUUCGCUACACAGGAGGCGACCAGCCUCCUGGAGUCAACCCUGGCAAUCAAAGCAGCCCCACUUCCUCUGCUCCGCCUACCAUCCUUUAUUUCCAUGGUAAUGCAGGUAAUAUUGGCCACAGGGUGCCAAACGCCCUGCUGAUGCUGGUCAAUCUGAAAGCCAAUGUGGUGCUGGUGGACUACCGCGGCUACGGGAAGAGCGACGGCGAGCCCAGCGAGGACGGGCUGUUCCUGGAUGCCGAGGCCACGCUGGACUACGUCAUGACCCGCCCUGACCUGGACAAGACAAAGGUCGUGCUCUUUGGCCGCUCGCUGGGGGGUGCCGUGGCCGUGCGCUUGGCGUCGGUCAACCCUCACCGCGUAGCCGCCAUCAUUGUUGAAAACACCUUCCUCAGCAUCCCCCACAUGGCGGCUACACUCUUCUCCUUCCUGCCCAUGCGCCUGCUGCCCUUGUGGUGCUACAGGAAUCAGUUCCUGUCCUAUCGACAGGUCGCGCUGUGCCGCAUGCCCUCGCUGUUUGUGUCCGGUCUGUCGGACCAGCUCAUCCCCCCCGUCAUGAUGAAACAGCUUUAUGAGCUGUCUCCCACGCGGACUAAACGUCUUGCUAUCUUUCCAGAGGGCACGCACAACGACACGUGGCAGUGUCAGGGCUACUUUGCUGCUUUGGAGCAGUUCACAAAAGACCUGCUGAAGAGCCACGCGCACGAGGAGAGCGCUCAGCCCUCAUCUAGUGUCACCAUUAUCUGAACAAAAUCAUUUGAUUUGUUGACUUCAAGUGAUGAGCCGGAGUGAUUGCUGUCAAAGGCUCUUUUAUUGGAAAGAAUGUACAUUUGCUUCUGUUUUUGUCUGGAUUUCACUUUCUUCUGUUUCACUUCCUGUAAAUAUAUCUUUUAACAUAAUUUGACUAUUUCAUGGCGUCAAAGGAGGGCAACAAACUUCCCUCAUGGCUUAUUUUGUGUUGUUGCUAUGAAGGCAUGUUUAUGCCUUUAGACAAAUGAAGCCAGACUGCGAGACCUGUCACAACCGCAGACGACUUGCUGUUAUCAGGGUCUUUCCUGAGUAAAAACCCCUGGAACAUUUGCUCAUUGUCUGAUGACUAUAUGAGCCACUACGAUAUUUCAGUAAAUACUGAUUUGACUGGAAUUGGGAGAAUGGGGUUGUUCUGGCAACCAAAAUAAGACACUGACAAUAUUUAGGCCUAAUCUGUAUAUAUCUCCAUGAAUACAUACCUUUUGUUGUGUUUUACCCGAGUAGGCUAACAUCUCCUGUGUAAUACCUGAGGAGGAUCAGGAUGGGUUUUUUCUCUGAAAUUGUUGAGGAUCAUCAUUGCAUCUUCCUGGCAUGACAAGACAUAUUACUGAUCAAUUUACACAUAUAUGGUUAACUUUCCCCUGUGGUUUGUUGAGGACAAUUUUGCUCUUGUGUUUGGUUUUGUUAAUAAAUGAUGGGUGCAGAUCUAUUCAAGUCUAUCUUGGCUCGACACUAUAACACAUGAUCACUUGUAUACUGAAAUAUUGCUGCUUGCUGUAAUCUUCCUGUCCUUACUGAUCUUGACGAAAUGUUGGUCACUUCCAAGUCGUCUCUUUAAUGCAAAAGAAUAUUCCAAAGUUGAGCAGAGGACAAUAUGAGACUUAAGCCGUCUCUGUAAGAGACGAAUCAAGUGUACUUUCCCAUGUGUUAUUGUUCCUCCAGGUCAAAAGAAAAUACAGUCCAGAAAAUCCUGAAUAUACAUUUUGUGUUGCAAAAAAGCCUUUGAACUGAUUUAGAUUGAAACUCCCAUCGUACAAUCCAACAUAACCAGGAAAAUAUUUCAUGAGGGCGAGUAUAGAGCAUAAACAGCACAUUAUGUGAAUAUCUAAAGAAGAAACUUCCUAUGAGCAUGAAUUUCGGGGGAAUCUUCUGCAAUGAAAAAAGAGUUUGCUGGUAUUUUACUUAAUGUACUGAUGCAGCUAGAAGUGCACCCUUAUCCUACCAAAUGCAGACAAGAUUCCUUCAUCUUUUACAAUGGUAUUCUGCUAAAUGAACCUUACAUGUGAUAUUCUGCAGGGCAUUUACAAUUCAAUUGGACUACUUGACACGGAAAGAUACUCAAUAGUACCAUUAAAAAAAAAAAAAGGAUCAAUAACAAUUUUGCAACAAAAUGCAAGUUUUGGUAUUUGAGUAUUUUACUAAGAUAGUCCUGAAACAAAUAUAAACAUUCUUUAAGAACUUUAGUUUUUGGUGUUAAAGCCUUUAAAUGUGAAUCUCUUCAGCCAUAACUGAUUGUUUCUGACGAGUAAGAAAACCGAAACUGAACAAACACAUUUGUUUGUCUCUGAGCUUCAAACGGCCUCGAGGCUGCUACGAACCAGUUGUACAGAAAGAAGUGUGCGUUACAAGAAGUAACACAUAGAUGCUCUUCUCUUCCUCCUCGUGACUUUUCGGCCUCUAGCAGGAAACACGAGUGGGAUUUCUCCCAACAAAUGGUUGUCAUUGUGUAAUCUAAAUUCAACCAAAGUAGGAUUGAGGCACUCGGCUGCAGAUACUUCGUUUUACUCGCUUCUCCUGUGCGCUCGGUUUAAGAAAAGAUGCAACUCAUCAUUCAUUUGAUUUAUUGAAUUUUGGCUUUAAGAAAAAUUAUUUCUUUCUUUGAUUUUCUUUUCCUAUCCAAGUGUAUUGAUACUGUCUAAUGUUGACAAAAAGAAAUGGAAUCAAAAUGAAUGUCUUCAUUUUUUUAAUUUACCGGGUACCCUGCAAAUGCACUAUGGAACAUAUUUAAUAUGUUCAUAUGAUUGUUAAUAGUGAAAUGGAUGCUGUCCAAAGUGUUGCCAUAACUUAGGAUUUGCAGGCCGGCAUGUGACAUGUUGAGUCUGUAACGCACCUGAACAGUGUCGACUAUAUUUGUGUUCAUCUACAAUGACUCACAGAAAACACGUGACGAGUCGGACAUGUGAAUGAUUCAUCUUCAGUAUGAAGCCGUCUGUUUGAGUGAUUUUUUUCCAUUUCACUUACAUAUGUUUCUUUUCUAUUUUAAAACAAUGUCGACUUCUUUUGUAAGUGCACAUUUUCACUUUCUAUUUUCUGUACUGUAAAGCAAUAAAUUGAUACAUUGAAA
Gasterosteus aculeatus aculeatus (three-spined stickleback) is the source of this 3786-nucleotide messenger RNA. RefSeq names its product abhydrolase domain containing 13 (gene abhd13). The record is from RefSeq and is a predicted model, not a curated record. NCBI's taxonomy places the organism in Eukaryota, Metazoa, Chordata, Actinopteri, Perciformes, Gasterosteidae. Gene Ontology annotation, molecular function: palmitoyl-(protein) hydrolase activity. Gene Ontology annotation, cellular component: membrane.